Molecule: messenger RNA, 2208 nt
Organism: Syngnathus acus (greater pipefish)
Lineage: Eukaryota; Metazoa; Chordata; Actinopteri; Syngnathiformes; Syngnathidae
Gene: tmem39a
Product: transmembrane protein 39A
Exons: 9
Coding region: 389-1867 (492 amino acids)
Biological process (GO): negative regulation of autophagosome maturation; negative regulation of autophagosome assembly
Cellular component (GO): endoplasmic reticulum membrane
Source: RefSeq, a predicted model, not a curated record
UGAUGACGUCGUACAGAGGCGGUACGGGCUUGCCACGUCGGUCUCUGUGAAAUGCAUUCACACAGUUGCUCCUCGGAGCAUUUGGCUUAACUUUUUGAGAAAGACGCAUUUUUCUUUCCAACACAGAGUGACCGGGGACCGAACCAGCGUAUUUGGAACCACCGUAGCUCAUCUCCACGCUGCUGCGUUCGGUCUUAUAGGAGUAAAAAGCAGGCGGAGGAAUGCUCGGUUCGUCUGGACUCGUCCGGCUGGAAGCCACACAAGUGACUGAUGCAUCCUCGUUCACUUCACGCUCAUGCAUGUUGUCUUUGGCCCCAGCAUAUAUGGUCGCUCAGUAAGGAGCAAAGGGGAGUCCCAGCGUCCGAGGUUGCCACGGUAACCGGCGACCAUGCCAGGAGGUCGCAGGGGUCCCAGCAGACAGCAGUUGAGCCGCUCUGCCCUGCCAUCCCUGCAAACUCUUGUUGGAGGCAACCUGGGCAAUGGUACGGGCUUCAGAAACAGGAACAGUAGCUCCUUGGGUCUGUCCGCGCCACCUAUCUCGACCGUCAUCACACCAGAGCCCGUCCGCCACUCAAAGAUUCCACUGCUGCCGUCGGACAGCAGCCUGUUGUUUGAGUUCCUGCUCUUUCUCUAUCUACUGGUGGCCUUGUUUGUCCAGUACGUCAACAUCUACAGGACAGUUUGGUGGUACCCAUACAGCCAGCCACCCACCUCUACCUCACUCAGCUUCCAUCUAAUGGACUACCACCUGGCUAUCUUCAUUACAGUCAUGCUGGCCAGGAGGCUUGUUUGGACAAUAGUUUCAGAGCUGUCUCAGAACAGCAGGAGCUCGGUGGUCUGCUAUUUGAUUUUGAUUGCAGCAAGACUGUUUCUGCUCACCAUGUGUUGUUGGGUGCUCUGCUGGACGCUGGUCAACCUUUGCAAGAACCACUCUGUUCUCAACCUCCUCUUCUUGGGAUACCCGUUCGGCGUAUAUGUCCCACUCUGCUGUUUCCACCAGGAAGGACCGAAGAGCCAAACGUCAUCAGUCGACUGCGACUACUCGGCCGACCACCAGCAAGCGGAGCUAUCGGACGCUCCCUUCUUUCGACCCCGGGAUUUCCUCUUGUUGUUACGAGAGAACCUCAGAGAACAGUUUUCGGCACCGCAGCACAUGCCCACGCACACCUGCCCGCCGCACACGCACACUCACACGCCUGAGCUGAUUCGAUCAGAGGUGGAGGAGCUCAAGAGCGACUUUAAUCGGCGGAUUAAGGAAGUGCUGUUCAACUCGCUGUUCAGUGCUUAUUACGUUGCCUUCUUGCCGCUAUGCUUUGUGAGGAGCACCCAAUACUAUGACAUGCGCUGGUCAUGUGAGCAUCUGAUCAUGGUGUGGAUCAAUGCCUUUGUGAUGCUGAUGAGCCAGCUGCUGCCCCCAAACUACUGCGACCUGCUUCAUCGCUCUGCGGCCCACCUGGGCCGAUGGCAGAAGCUGGAGCACGGAUCAUACAGCAACGCACCUCAGCAUUUAUGGUCCGACCAGACAGUUUGGCCUCAGGGGGUGUUGGUACGACACAGCCGCUGUCUGUAUAAAGCAAUUGGACCGUAUAAUGUCGCGAUGCCCUCUGAUGUUUCACAUGCGAGAUUUUAUUUCCUCUUCCACAAGCCAUUGCGGAUCCUAAACCUGCUGAUCUGGAUCGAGACCAGCGUGGUUCUGUAUCAGUUAUACUCGCUGUUCCUCUCCGAGCGCUGGAACCACACUCUCUCUCUGGGCCUUAUUCUUUUCUGCAACUACUAUGUCCUUUUCAAGCUGCUCAGAGACCGCAUAGUGCUGGGCAAAGCCUACUCAUACCCUCUGUCCAGCAGUUUGGGCUUAAAGUCGCAGUAAAGACAUCCUCCACACCCUAGUGCGUGUGCGCUGGAGGUGGGGGAAGUGCAGCCGUGUUCAAAUUGGGAAACCAGAUGGGUGUUCGCCGCUCGCAACUGGAGUGUAAGGGACAGGAAUACGAACUCAUAACCGUGUUUUGAUACGGUUAUAUUUUUAAUGCAAUGUUUGUAUAAACCUAUUUAAAAGAAUAUUUUAUUUUGUAUACUAUUUCGCGUUACACCGGGCAUUACCACGCUGACGACAUUAGCAUGCCGCGUUGUGUUGUUGAUAAGUUUCACCAAAGAUGUAGUUUAAAAAAAACAAAAAAAAACACGUCAGUCAACAGUUAUACAUUCUGUCCA